Colletotrichum phormii is the source of this 1212-nucleotide messenger RNA. RefSeq names its product 5-methyltetrahydropteroyltriglutamate-homocysteine methyltransferase. The transcript is spliced from 3 exons. Lineage: Eukaryota; Fungi; Ascomycota; Sordariomycetes; Glomerellales; Glomerellaceae. The record is from RefSeq and is a predicted model, not a curated record. Bases 1 to 1212 code for a protein of 403 amino acids. Gene Ontology annotation, molecular function: zinc ion binding; 5-methyltetrahydropteroyltriglutamate-homocysteine S-methyltransferase activity.
AUGGCGUCCAAGAACCACCAGAAACCGCCCUUCCGCGCCGAGCACAUGGGCUCGCUCCUGCGGCCCAAAGCCCUGACCGACAAGCGCGUCGCCUUGGACGGGAAGAAGGCCGUGGAGCUUGCAGACGACAAGGAGCUCAAUCGCCUCGAGGAGGAGGGCGUGCGAGAAAUUGUCAAGACGCAGCUGGACCUUGGCUUCCACGCCAUCAACGACGGCGAGUACCGCCGCCACCAGUUCUGGGGCAACUUCUUCCCUGGUUUAGAGGGGUUCGAGGAGGUUGACACGCCAAGCUGGGAUAUCUUUCGCAUGUACGUGCCAGAUAUUGCGGCUUUCAUUGAGAGCGAUCACAAGCCUGGCGAGUCCAUCCUCUGCACUGGCAAGAUCAAACACAAGGGUAGCACCUAUCUGAGAGAAUGGGAGUUCCUCAAAAGCAACAUUCCCCCUGAGAGCGUCAAGGAGGCCAAGUUGACCUUGCCCGCGCCCGAGUGGUAUCACCUCCGUUACCAAAAAGGGCACGCCUAUCCCAAGGACGUCUACGCCAACGACGAGGAGUACUUUGCCGACAUCGCCAAGGCGUACCAGACCGAGCUUCAGGUCCUCUACGACCACGGCGUCCGCAACGUAACAAUCGACGACCCCAACUUGGCGUACUUCUGUUCGGAAAAGAUGCUUCAAGGCUUCAAAGACGCAGGCGAAGACUCAGACGCUCUACUCCAGUCCUACAUCAGGCUCUACAACGACUGCAUCACCUCGCGCCCGGCGGACAUGCACCUCGGCAUCCACCUCUGCCGCGGCAACUUUGCCUACUCCCGACACUUCUCCGAGGGCGGCUACGACCGCAUCGCCUCCCGCCUGUUCAACGAGAUCAACGCGGACACCUACUUCCUCGAGUACGACACCGACCGCGCCGGCGGGUUCGGGCCUCUGAAGGAGCUGCCGGCGCACAAGAACGUCGUGCUGGGCGUCAUCACGUCCAAGUUCCCUGAGCUCGAAGACGUAGAGAAGCUGAAGGAGCGCGUGUUCCAGGCUGCUGACUAUGUCGGUCAGGGCGCGGGACAGACGCGCGAGGAGGCGUUGAAGAGGAUUGGAGUUAGUCCGCAGUGUGGAUUUGCGAGCCACCACCUGGGCAACUCGGUUUCGCAUCAGGAUAUGGUCAAUAAGUUGAAGCUUGUGAGGCAAUUGGCCGAUUCCAUUUGGCCGGGGGAGCCUUGA